Didymella exigua CBS 183.55 is the source of this 1101-nucleotide messenger RNA. Its product is annotated as NAD(P)-binding protein. Gene Ontology annotation, molecular function: oxidoreductase activity; nucleotide binding. The coding region runs from base 1 to 1101 and encodes 366 amino acids. Gene Ontology annotation, cellular component: cytoplasm. Gene Ontology annotation, biological process: NADPH regeneration. The record is from RefSeq and is a predicted model, not a curated record. NCBI's taxonomy places the organism in Eukaryota, Fungi, Ascomycota, Dothideomycetes, Pleosporales, Didymellaceae. The transcript has 2 exons.
AUGGCUGAGCUCCGCAGACUCAAGGUUGCCUGCUCUGGCCUUGGCCGCAUGGGCGCCCGUCACGCCCUGCACUUCUUGCACCGCACACCCAAGGCCGAGCUCGUAGCAGCCUUCACACCAGACGCCAAGGAAAUAGCAUGGGCAAAGGAGCACCUCGAGCCCUUUGGCGUCAAGACAUACAGCGACUACGACCAGAUGCUGAAGCACGAGGGCCUGGAAGCCGUCGUUGUCGCGACUGUCACCACCGCCCACGCCGAGCAGUCAAUCAAGGCCAUCAAGGCUGGCAAGCACAUUCUGUGCGAGAAGCCCUUCAGCACUAAGCCCGAAGUUUGCCAGGACAUCCUCAAGACUGCCGCCGCCCACCCUCAUAUCAAGGUCAUGUGCGGCUUCUCGCGUCGCUUCGACGCUUCCUACCGCACCGCUUACACUCUCGUCAAGUCCGGCGAUGUCGGCCGCCCCUCCAUCCUCCGCUCCCAGACCUGUGACAAGUACGACCCCUCGGGCUUCUUCGUCGAAUACGCCAAGUUCUCGGGCGGCAUCUUCGUUGACUGCAACGUCCACGACAUCGACCUGGCACUGUGGUACUUCAGCGCCGAAUCCAACGGCGCGAACCUGCCUAAGGUCAAGUCCGUCGUUGCCUUCGGUAUCACAGCUCUUGAGCCCGAUCUCGCCAAGUACGGUGAUGUCGACAACGGUGUUGCCAUUGUCGAGUUCUACGAUGGCCAGAUUGCAUACUUCUACAGCUCGCGCAUGAACGCACCAGGUCAGCACGACAUGACCGAGAUCAUCGGCACAAAGGGCAAGCUUGCUGUCAACUCGAACCCCAUGACCGACCUCCUGGAAACACACCUGCCCAACGGUGUCCAGCGCUCCAUUCCCCAGAACUACUACGAGCGCUUCGAGCAGGCCUUUGUUACCGAGGCCAAUGAGUUCACAGAUGCUGUGCUCAACAACAAGGAUGUCCCCGUCGACAUUGAGAGCUCGUAUCAGGCCGUCAGGAUCGGUGUUGCGCUGCAGGAGAGUCUGCAGACCCAGAAGAAGAUCUGGUUCGACCGCAACGGUAACCAGACCGACGAGCCGCAGACCAAGUCUAAGUUGUAG